Seriola dumerili (greater amberjack) is the source of this 685-nucleotide messenger RNA. RefSeq names its product fatty acid-binding protein, brain-like (gene fabp7a). The coding region runs from base 47 to 445 and encodes 132 amino acids. The transcript is spliced from 4 exons. NCBI's taxonomy places the organism in Eukaryota, Metazoa, Chordata, Actinopteri, Carangiformes, Carangidae. Gene Ontology annotation, molecular function: fatty acid binding. The record is from RefSeq and is a predicted model, not a curated record. Gene Ontology annotation, biological process: fatty acid transport. Gene Ontology annotation, cellular component: cytosol; nucleus.
CCGUCUGACAGUCUGACACUGAGCUGGACCACUAACAUCUGCAAACAUGGUUGAUGCUUUCUGUGCUACAUGGAAACUAGUCGACAGCCAGAACUUUGAUGACUACAUGAAGGCACUUGGUGUUGGUUUUGCCACAAGACAAGUGGGUAAUGUCACCAAACCAACAAUAGUCAUCAGCCAAGAUGGUGACAAAGUAGUAGUGAAAACCCUGAGCACCUUCAGAAACACUGAGAUCUCCUCCAAACUGGGAGAAGAGUUUGAUGAGACCACACCUGAUGACCGACAUGUCAAAUCUACCUUCUCCAUGGAAGGAGACAAACUGGUGCAGGUGCAGAAGUGGGACGGGAAAGAGACCAAAUUUGUCAGAGAAAUCAAGGAUGGGAAGAUGGUGAUGACUUUGACCUUCGAGGGAGUCCAGGCAGUCCGCACAUAUGAGAAAGCCUAAACAUUACCAUCCACUUGAAAGAGCAAAUCAUCCCAGCACUGCGAACGAUCAAUAAGGUGUUCUACUGUUUUUUUUUAUAAAAAGAAAAAUGUUGUUUUUAUUGCAUGCAGUGACUUGCACUUAAUUUGUUGUUUUAACCUGAGAUAAAUAUUUUGGGGAAACUUUUAUAAGAUCUUUUCUAAGAAAUUCAGACUGUGAAGAGUCUGUCGCAUGUGACAAAGGGAAAAAUAAACUGCUUGA